Molecule: messenger RNA, 1861 nt
Organism: Ipomoea nil (Japanese morning glory)
Lineage: Eukaryota; Viridiplantae; Streptophyta; Magnoliopsida; Solanales; Convolvulaceae
Exons: 5
Coding region: 45-1691 (548 amino acids)
Source: RefSeq, a predicted model, not a curated record
GAAUCCAUGGAUGAUGGGCAAGUCCUAAUUGCAAUGGGCCGCAAAUGUGUUGCUCUCCCCAAUUUCUAAACGCGCCAUAUUUUCAAUUUUCUUCAAAUAUUUUUGGCGCAAUUCCCCAAUUCAACACAUCUUCUCUCUCGCACAAAUGCUCACCUUUCGCAUCCCAAAACCCCUCGCUUCCACCACUCCACAUGACGGAUUUUGAAGCUCCAUCUUUCUCUCUAGGGCUCGAUCUCGACCUCGAUUCCGAGCCCAAUUCUACUCCGGCACCUGUUCCAUCUCUAAAACGUGCUAAAAAAUUUCCAGCCACACAGAAUCUCCGGACAAUUGCGGAGGAUGAUGACGAUGAUUUUGAGUUGCCGGGUCCGGGUCCUGUCCCGAAUUGUACGGAUCCACCGCUGAAACUGAAGCGCCUCCGACGUGGGUCCACCUCCUGCAAACCCACACCAGCCGCCGAAAAUCGGAAUGUCAAGGAGGAGACGUGGCGUGAUGUGGAAGACGAGAUUGAAGAGUUCUCUUCGCAGGAAGAUCGGCCUGAAGGUCAUCCAAAAACCCUUAGGUCUGUAAGUAGCAGUUCUAAAAUCCCAUUACACCGUCAUGGGGAAUUUUCCUCGCAAUUAGCCAGCCAAAGUACUGUGAAAAGGAGAAGAGAGGAUACAGAUUCUUUGGCAUUUGAAAAUAUGGAAAAAAGUGACAAUAAAUUUGUAUCCCCCAAGUUAACUGUUAGUCCUCUUAGAAGGUUCCAGUUGAUUGAUUCAGAUUCAGAUUUGGAUGAUCCAUCCAUAAUUGAAAACGGGAAGAAAAAUGAGAAAGUAGAGUCACCUGGUCAAUGCGCGGUCUCAAACAAACAGAGCACAGCUAAAACAUCUCAUGUGGCAUCCCAGACCAAUGAUUUGUGGAAGGGUUUUUUGACAGAGAAGGACUUCAAUAUUGCUACCCCUGCUUUGGAUGAAGUUUGUGAUGAAUAUUUUAGAUCUAUGAGAGGUAGGGAUGACAUUCAGAAUGUAAAUGAAGGUUAUCACCCAAAGAACAGUUUUGCUGAGAACAGUAUGAAACAAAGGCAUACAAGUCCUCUCUUUCCUGCUCAUACAUCUAUGAGAGGUAGGAAUGACAUUCAGAAUGCAAAUGAAGGUUAUAACCCAAAGAACAGUUUCACUGAGAACAGUAUGCAACAAAGGCACACAAGUCCUCUCUUUCCUGCUCAUAACUAUUUUUUCCACAACGAUUUAAGGAUCCAAAAGCUAGUUCAAGACCGUCUGCCCCACUUUUUUCCCUUGGGAAGCAAACAAAAUGAAGGAUCAGUUGAUUACACAGGGCAAUUUUCUAUUGGAGGACGUCCUGAAAAGCGAACUGUGAAGGUUGCAGCUGAGGCAAGCUCAACAAAGGGCAAAAAGAAAAAUAAUCCUAACGAGGCAUCUCAAGCAGAUGCGGGAUGGAUGAACCCUAAGAACUCUGCUGGGGUUCCAAAGGAUGCUGGCAAGAGAAGGGUGCAUGCAGCAGUUGGUAAACCAGCUGGGCAUUGGUUCACGGCUGCAGAUGGAAAGAGAGUUUAUGUCACCAAAAACGGGCAAGAGCUGACUGGCCAAAUUGCCUACAGACAUUAUAAGAAGGAGAGCGGAACAGGGUUCAAGAAGUCGAAAGGGAAAGCAACUGCCAAUAAGAAAUCAUCUGCCAAAAACAAGAAGAGAUAAUGCAGCUCCCAUGGUAGAUGGUACCACUAAAUUUCAGAUGUCCACAUCACUGUUGUAAAUAACAUGUUUCUAUCAAUUUGGAUAUUAACACAGUUUUGAUAUUACAUUGGUGAUUCAUUUUCUUGUUUAAAAUAGGAAAAUACAUUGGGGAUUCAUUUUCUUGUUUAAAA